Dioscorea cayenensis subsp. rotundata (Guinea yam) is the source of this 507-nucleotide messenger RNA. Its product is annotated as mannose-specific lectin-like. The coding region runs from base 1 to 507 and encodes 168 amino acids. The transcript has a single exon. NCBI's taxonomy places the organism in Eukaryota, Viridiplantae, Streptophyta, Magnoliopsida, Dioscoreales, Dioscoreaceae. The record is from RefSeq and is a predicted model, not a curated record.
AUGCACUCCAGUCUACUAUUACACAAUGGCUAUCCCAAGAGCAUUUGCUUCCCUCUCCCUCGCCCUCACCCUGCUCCUUGUGGUGGCUCCUCUUUGCUCUAUGGCCGACGACUUUACCCUGGUGAAGCACUCGGGCCAGGGAGAUCCCUGAUUAAUGGGAACUACACUUUAGUUAUGCAGACUGACUGCGACUUGGUGUUGUAUAACGUUUGCGACCCCAUCUGGUCCUCCAACACUAGUGGCAUGGCCACAAACUGCUACGUCACUUUCGCGACGAACGGCAAUUUGGUCAUUCACAGUUCCGACGGCAAUGCCCUGUGGUCUAACAACAAAAGCGGGGGACAAGGCAACCAUGUUCUCGUUCUUCAUGAUGAUGGUAACGUCGUCGUGUACGGCCGCGGAAGAUGGCAUGCACGAACUAACUUGCCAGCCUUUCGUUUUCCGUCUGCUAAGCAAACUACAAAUGAAGCCGAGGCUGCAGGGGUUGCCAUGGUCAUCAAUAAGUGA